Molecule: messenger RNA, 840 nt
Organism: Planococcus citri (citrus mealybug)
Lineage: Eukaryota; Metazoa; Arthropoda; Insecta; Hemiptera; Pseudococcidae
Exons: 2
Coding region: 1-840 (279 amino acids)
Source: RefSeq, a predicted model, not a curated record
AUGGCCAAAAUUACCAAUCCAAAUGAUGAUAACAAAAGUGAUACGGAUAAAGAGCAGCCCACGCCACAUGCUGUGAAUGCCAUUCAUCGGAUUGAAUUACCAGCAUUCAAUGGUACAAAUAUUCGUUUAUGGUGGCGUCAGGUAGAGCUCGGAUUGGGUCUAGGCAGUUUUAAGAAUGAGAAAACCAAAUUCGACGCCGUUGCAGGUUCGCUACCUCAUGACAUAGCUACCAAUGUUCAGGAGGUAAUUUUCAACCCACCAUCCAAUAAUCCGUUCACCGCAUUGCGCGAUUGCGUUUACAAAGUGUACGAACCAUCCGAUACAGAGCAAAUUAAUUGCUUGCUCGAAGGGUGUCAACUUUGCGAUAAAAAACCAUCCGUUUUACUGGCAGAGAUGCGUGUUUUCGCAAAAGGUAGAGUCACCAAUGACACAUUGUCAGAGCUGUUUAAACGCAGAAUACCUGAGCCAGUUCAGCUCGUUUUGGCUGCCAGAAGCGUCACUGAUCCAGAUAAAAUGGCACAGGCCGCGGAUGCAGCCAUCCAAUAUGUCCGUGCACCAAGUGUAGUGGCAGUAGCAAUGGUAGGUGCAACUAGUGCAUUGAGCUCCGCAGCAGUUGAACAGAAUUUGUUGCUAGGUCAGAUCUCUGCACUUACAAAACCUGUCAAUACACUUGUGAAUGAAGGUAGAGAGCACCGAUCGCGCUCACGUAACUGCAGUGAUUACCAUAGCAUUGAGUUCCUCGGAUACAAUGUUGACGAAGCUGGUAUCCGUCCGUCUCCAAGCCGAGUUGAGCCCAUUGUCAACUAUCCAAAGCCAAGCGAUGUAUCCGGCCUAAGAUGA